GAAGAAAUGCAAACCUAUAAUAGUUGUUGACGGAACUUUCCUUAAAUCAACAUAUGGAGGUACACUGCUCUCUGCUUGUACACAGGAUGCAAAUGGGCACAUUUUUCCACUAGCUUUUUCUGUUGUGGAUUCAGAAAACAACAACUCAUGGCAAUGGUUUUUCACAAAAGUGAGAGAAACAUAUGGGAUUAGAGAGGAACAGUGCUUGAUCUCAGAUAGACAUGAGAGCAUAAGUAAGGCAGCUUGUCAAGUAUUUCCAGAAAUCACACAUUGCUAUUGUGUAUACCAACACGUUAAGCAACCUAAAAGCAACCUUCAAGAAGAAUGCAAGCAAGCUGGAUAAACCAUUCUUCGCUGCAGCCAGAGCAUACACAGAGAGGAAAUUUGAAUACCAUAUGAGCGAGUUGGACAGCUUGGACAUCCGUGUAAGACCAUAUUUACAACAAGUUGGAUACCACAAAUGGUCAAGAUACCACUGCAAAAACAACAGGUAUUCAACUAUGACUUCAAACAUUGCUGAAUCUCUAAAUGCAGCAAACUUGGCAGCUAGAGAGCUACCAAUCACAACACUGAUGGAGUCAUUGAGAGCAUUGAUUCAACAAUGGACAUACACAAACAGGAAAAAAGCACAGAAAACAACAACAUUUUUAACACCUACAGCAGAAAAGAAAUUAGUCGACAACUUUGUGGAAUCAUUGACAGAAAAUGUAAAACCAAUAAACGAGACCAUGUUCGAAGUCAUUGAACUAACCAGAUCAUGGGUCAUCAACCUCAAGGAGAAAACAUGCAGUUGCAACAGAUUCCAACUUGAUGAGUUACCGUGUGCUCAUGCGCUUGCUGUUAUAAAAGAGAUGAACUUGAAUGUUUACAACUACUGUUCGGGUUAUUACACCACGCGAACAUGGCUUGAAACAUACAGCGGCUCAACAUAUCCGGUACACAAUCACACAACUUGGGAUGUGCCACAAAACAUAAAAGAUAUCAUUGUUCUGCCACCAAACCAAAAAAUAAGAUCUGGAAGACCAAGGAAACGAAGGUUUUUAUCUGAAUGGGAUACAAAAAAACAUAACAGGUGCGGCAAAUGUGGACAACACGGACACAAUCGAAAGACAUGCAACAAUCAAGCAAUAAAAUAGAUACAUAUGAAAUAUUUGAAUUGUUAAAUUUUGUGUGCAAAUUCAAACAGGUUGAUCUGUGAUGCUCUAAAUACAUGGGAUUUCA
Molecule: messenger RNA, 1221 nt
Organism: Cannabis sativa
Lineage: Eukaryota; Viridiplantae; Streptophyta; Magnoliopsida; Rosales; Cannabaceae
Exons: 2
Coding region: 396-1136 (246 amino acids)
Molecular function (GO): zinc ion binding; nucleic acid binding
Source: RefSeq, a predicted model, not a curated record